AUGCGCCACAUUCGUGUUCGCAAUCGCAGUGGCCUGUCCGGCUUCACGGGUCGCGCUUCCGGGUUCAAGUUCACGAACGUCGUAAAGAAACUGAGCCCCCUGCCUCCCGGCCCAUCGAGGACUUCAUCCUGUCCGAUCCAGUGCUCCCCAUUUACCCCGCCAGGGCCACAUCGGCGACAACGCCAGCACCAACGCCAGCAGGCACCAAAGCCGACACCAAAGCCGGCAACAGCAGCAACAACAACAACAAAAACUACACCAGCACCGAUACGACCGACGUCGACCUGCGAAAAUGGUCAAUAUUUCGCAGACAGCCAGAGCUGCGCGCGCUUCUUCGUCUGCGUCCACGGGCGUGCUCUGCUGGUGCAGUGCCCCGGACCGCUGCUAUUCAAUGACCGCAUCGGUGUGUGCGACUGGCCGCGGAACGCGCGCUGUGCCGGCGACCGACCCAUUGCAGCAGAAGCGGCCGGAGGCGUCGCCAUGGACCGCUGGGGCAAGGUCACUUGCGUGGCCAGCGAGGGCUUCUACGCGAGCCCCAGGGACUGCGCCGAGUUCUUCCGGUGCCACCGAGGCAGCGCGCACCGGUUCGUGUGCGCGCGGGGUCUGGUGUUCAACGACGUGUACAAGACGUGCGACUGGCCCAGGAACGUCAGGCGCCAUGGCACCGGCCGCGGCCGGCGCACGUGCAGGUUCAGCAAGCACUGGCAGUACUGACACGGCUGUACUCCAUCGUCGAUUAUGUGCUUGGACAUUUGGGUCAACGUUGGUUUGUGUGACAAAUGCGGGAUGCCAGAAGUAACCGCA
Molecule: messenger RNA, 804 nt
Organism: Dermacentor silvarum
Lineage: Eukaryota; Metazoa; Arthropoda; Arachnida; Ixodida; Ixodidae
Product: chondroitin proteoglycan-2
Exons: 2
Coding region: 1-714 (237 amino acids)
Cellular component (GO): extracellular region
Molecular function (GO): chitin binding
Source: RefSeq, a predicted model, not a curated record